AUGUCAAUGCUGAUAGCCUUGGUGAUAUGGGGCGACACAGCAGUUCACACACCCACCGAGAUGAUUGAGCAACGACGAAUGGGUUUGCUGCGAAACUACUUUCGUAUGCUAAAUGCUGAUAUUUACGAGAACCAUACUGCCUUGAUGCAUGUGGUGACUGAUCACAUCGCAGCGGCUCGGAACCACCUCAGCGAUGCCUUCCUCAUGGAGGCCUUCCAGAGUCUGUACCUAUCAUGGCCUUUUGGAGUAGCCGUGACCGCGGAGAUCUUCCUCUUCACGGCCACAGUGCUCUACCUUACCCGAAAAGAUUUUAAGGCGGCACCUCAACAACUGCCUGUUUAA
Messenger RNA from Hydatigera taeniaeformis, 342 nucleotides. The record is from the annotation of a GenBank genome assembly. Lineage: Eukaryota; Metazoa; Platyhelminthes; Cestoda; Cyclophyllidea; Taeniidae.